AUGUUCUUGCGGUGUGGCCGUCCUAGUUCUCUGAAAGAUGGGAUAUUUGUCAUGAUUAUUGAAGCAAUUGGAGAGAUAUUACCACAUGUAGGUUGUUCAUUAUGCGGUUGGAGUUGA
Messenger RNA from Spirodela intermedia, 117 nucleotides. NCBI's taxonomy places the organism in Eukaryota, Viridiplantae, Streptophyta, Magnoliopsida, Alismatales, Araceae. The record is from the annotation of a GenBank genome assembly.